GGCAUUCCAAAUUCAACCGGUGGAUAGACGCACGAUAGAUCUCCCCCGCGCAAUCGCAUGAACGGCGCCAUGGAUUCCCGCCGCCGCAUCGACCCCGCGGAAGAAGCGCGCCACCGGCAGGUGAUGGACAGCCUCGGCCUGUACGACGCCGACUGGGCUUUUUCCAAGACCUUGGAGCAGUCCGACGUCCAGUCGGGGCAGAACCGGCUGCUCCUCACCAAGGAGACGGUGCGGGGCGGCCCUAUCCCCAAGUUCUUCCCGGAGCUGGAGGAGCUUGGCGACGACGGCCUGAACGCCCAGAACAAGGUCUCGGUCAAGGUCCUCGACGCGGAGGGCCACGAGAAGGAUGUGCACCUCCGCUACCUCAACUCCAACAGGGCGUACCGGGUCGUGGGGUCUGACUGGAGGAGGCUAGUGGAGGAGAGCCACAUGUGCAAGGGAGACCGCCUCGACAUGUACGCGUGCAGGCGCGGCGACGGCGAGCGCUGCCUCUUCGUGUUCAGGAGCAAGGGCGGUGGCGAUAGCUCCUCGUGCACCGGACGUAAGCGCACCCGACAGCCUACCUUCCCAGCUCGCUAUGCUGCCGACGACGACGACUUCGUCGAUGCUAGCCGUGCUGGUCAUCGGAGCGGCAAGCGACAUUGCAACAACCACUAUUAUGUAGACGCCGAUAACACCGCAAGCCAUCGGAGAGAUCGUGGGAAAAAGCACAAGCGAGCUAAGAGCGGCCAUGUCAGAAGAGAAGAUCCUAUGCCGGUUGUGGCCGACGACGAUGUGAACGCUUGCACCGGCGGUUUCCAGGGUGAUUACGGCUGUUACAAAGCCGAGAGGACAAGGGUAGAUAAAGCACCUUGGACAUUGACGAACUACAGUGGCAAGGAACAAGAAGCUGCCAAAGGCCUCUUAAUGUUGAAAUAUGCUAUUUUUGCUGAGCACUAUAAUGGUAGCAUUUAAUUGCUUCCAUACUGUUAGGAGUUAAUCAGGGCUGUUUUUCAGCACUUCGUAUAUACUGUAAUGGACCCGAUUACGUAGGCAGGCUAGUUUUGAUUUAUUUUUUCGAUUAGGCAAGUUUUUAUCUCUUCAUAUUAGUUUAUAUAUAUAGUUCAUUGUGUAAUUUGAGAGAAUAGUUACAAGAAAAGGUUGUGGUUGAGCUC
Messenger RNA from Triticum aestivum (bread wheat), 1154 nucleotides. RefSeq lists its product as uncharacterized. The record is from RefSeq and is a predicted model, not a curated record. Bases 58 to 954 code for a protein of 298 amino acids. The transcript has a single exon. NCBI's taxonomy places the organism in Eukaryota, Viridiplantae, Streptophyta, Magnoliopsida, Poales, Poaceae.